GGUGGCAAUCAGGGCCGGCCCAGGCGGCUGCGCCGCUUCCAGCUCUAUGCUGCCGCCGCGGUCCUGUUGCGCUGUCGCUGCUGCAGCCGCCACCCGGGUCCCUUCGGCCGUGCCUCUGCGUGGGGGCUGACUCUUCGGCUCCGGUCGCAGACACCAUGUACGGAUUUGUGAAUCACGCGCUGGAGCUGCUGGUGAUCCGCAAUUACGGCCCGGAGGUGUGGGAAGACAUCAAAAAAGAGGCACAGUUAGAUGAAGAAGGACAGUUUCUUGUCAGAAUAAUAUAUGAUGAUUCUAAAACUUACGAUUUGGUUGCUGCUGCAAGCAAAGUCCUCAAUCUCAAUGCUGGAGAAAUCCUCCAAAUGUUUGGGAAGAUGUUUUUUGUCUUUUGUCAAGAAUCUGGUUAUGAUACAAUCUUGCGUGUCCUGGGAUCUAAUGUCAGAGAAUUUCUACAGAAUCUUGAUGCUCUGCAUGACCACCUCGCUACUAUCUACCCAGGUAUGCGUGCGCCUUCCUUUAGGUGCACUGAUGCAGAAAAGGGCAAAGGACUCAUUCUGCACUACUACUCAGAGAGAGAAGGACUUCAGGAUAUUGUCAUCGGAAUCAUCAAAACGGUAGCUCAACAAAUACAUGGCACUGAAAUAGACAUGAAGGUUAUUCAGCAAAGAAAUGAAGAAUGUGAUCAUACUCAAUUUUUAAUUGAGGAAAAAGAGUCAAAAGAAGAAGAUUUUUAUGAAGAUCUUGAUAGAUUUGAAGAAAACGGUACCCAGGAAUCACGCAUCAGCCCGUAUACCUUCUGCAAAGCUUUUCCUUUCCACAUAAUAUUUGACCGGGACCUGGUGGUUACUCAGUGUGGCAAUGCCAUAUAUAGAGUGCUUCCCCAGCUCCAACCUGGGAACUGCAGUCUGUUGUCUGUCUUCUCUCUGGUUCGUCCUCAUAUUGACAUUAGUUUCCAUGGGAUCCUUUCGCACAUCAAUACAGUUUUUGUAUUGAGAAGCAAGGAAGGACUGUUGGAUGUAGAGAAAUUAGAAUGUGAGGAUGAGCUGACUGGGACUGAGAGCAGCUGCUUACGUCUCAAGGGGCAGAUGAUCUACUUACCUGAAGCCGAUAGCAUCCUUUUUCUGUGUUCACCAAGUGUGAUGAACCUGGACGAUCUGACAAGGAGAGGUCUGUACCUAAGUGACAUCCCUCUGCAUGAUGCCACGCGCGAUCUCGUUCUUUUGGGAGAACAAUUCAGAGAGGAAUACAAACUGACCCAAGAACUGGAAAUCCUCACAGAUAGGCUGCAGCUCACAUUAAGAGCCUUGGAAGAUGAAAAGAAAAAGACAGACACGCUGUUGUAUUCUGUCCUCCCUCCAUCCGUUGCCAAUGAGCUGAGACACAAGCGUCCAGUGCCUGCCAAGAGAUAUGACAACGUGACCAUCCUCUUCAGUGGCAUUGUGGGCUUCAAUGCCUUCUGUAGCAAGCAUGCAUCUGGAGAAGGGGCCAUGAAGAUUGUAAACCUGCUCAAUGACCUCUACACCAGAUUUGACACACUGACUGACUCCCGGAAAAAUCCAUUUGUUUAUAAGGUGGAGACAGUUGGUGAUAAGUAUAUGACAGUGAGUGGUUUACCAGAGCCAUGCAUCCACCAUGCACGAUCCAUUUGCCACCUGGCCUUGGAUAUGAUGGAAAUUGCUGGCCAGGUUCAAGUAGACGGAGAAUCUGUUCAGAUAACAAUAGGGAUACACACUGGAGAAGUAGUUACUGGUGUCAUAGGGCAGAGGAUGCCUCGAUACUGUCUUUUUGGAAAUACUGUUAACCUCACAAGCAGAACAGAAACCACUGGAGAAAAGGGAAAAAUAAAUGUGUCUGAAUACACAUACAGAUGUCUUAUGACACCAGAAAACUCAGAUCCACAAUUCCAUUUGGAGCACAGAGGCCCAGUGUCCAUGAAGGGUAAAAAAGAGCCGAUGCAAGUUUGGUUUCUAUCCAGAAAAAAUACAGGAACAGAGGAACCAGCACAAGAUGAUAACUGAAUUUCAGACUGUGGGAUGACGGGGACCGCAGAAUGGGCUCCAGUUGUCCCCUGUCACACACCAAGCAAUUAUUCCCUGUGGAUACAGAUUUCGCUUUGUCCUUUGCAAUGGCCCCAAGCCUUUCUCUUAGGCAUAGCUUUCAUAUUCGUUAUUCAACCUUUGCUCUGCUUUUGGUAAUUUUCAAGGUUUAGUAUAUUACCUAAAGUUUGGCUUUAGAUGUGGAUAAUGUGAAUUUCAUGUGUCUUAAGAUCUACUACAAGCAUUACUUAACAUGGUAAUUUGCAAGUGGUAGGCACCCAAUAAGUAGUUGUUGAAUUUAAUUAAAUGACACUGAACAGUAUUUGGUCAUGUGUACAUAUCAUAUCAUGGUUUGCCAAAUCUGUUUAGUGUUCCAUGUAUAUGUAUAUGUAUAUUUUAAUGACUAUAAUAACAUAUAACAAAGUUUAUAUCGUGUUGGUGUACAUCAUCAUAGAAACCAUUUUCUAAAAGAGUGAAUUCUAACUUUUAGGGGAAAAAAUGCAAUUUAUUUUCAGAUUCCCAAAAUAAGAAUUAAUAUACCAUGCUAAGAAAAUAAUGAGUAUUUUGAACUGUGCUAAUUUUUCUUCAAAAAUAUAGGAUGCGCAUUUCUGUUCUUAAAAUAUUUGGUUGCUCACCCAAAUCAUGUGGCAUUAUAAUUCCUCUAAAAUUCUGUAGUUUGUACUAUAUCCCUUGCAUUCAAUCCCUUUAACAACAUGUUAUAAAAAGUUGCACUGUUUCACCGUGAGCUAUUACAUUAGCUUGAGAUAAAUGUCAGGGCUCUAACCACAUCUGAGAAUAAAAUUGGAAGUGCUACUGGGAUACUCCUGUAAAAGCCAUUUCUGGCCAUUUAUUUCCAGAAAUGAGCUUCUUUUUCUUAGCUUGGAAGAAUGUGGUUAUAUCCAGGCCAUCAGGUUCAGAAAAGUUAACUUUAAUUUUGACAUAGAAUGCAUCCCUAUUGGAAUAAUUGGCCUGUUGUUCUUAAAUAAUUUAUUAAUAUCUACCUUUAUAAAAUAUAGUGCAACUACAUUUGUGUAAGAGUGUUUGUCUUUAAAUUUAGUAUUUUGUAUCAGCACAACGAUACUGUACAAAUGUUCCAUGUUCCUGUGUAAGAAAAUCUGCAAUAAAUUAUUUUUUCCACUUG
Molecule: messenger RNA, 3174 nt
Organism: Neofelis nebulosa (Clouded leopard)
Lineage: Eukaryota; Metazoa; Chordata; Mammalia; Carnivora; Felidae
Gene: GUCY1B1
Product: guanylate cyclase 1 soluble subunit beta 1
Exons: 14
Coding region: 156-2015 (619 amino acids)
Biological process (GO): cGMP biosynthetic process; response to oxygen levels
Cellular component (GO): guanylate cyclase complex, soluble
Molecular function (GO): heme binding; guanylate cyclase activity
Source: RefSeq, a predicted model, not a curated record